AUGGCUGCUGCAAUCAAGGCUAUCAAUGCCAAGAUCCGCUCCAACAAGGUGCUGGACUAUGUCUGCUCAACCCACUUUUGGGGCCCGGUCUCCAACUUCGGUAUCCCGUUCGCCGCUGUGAUGGACACGCAGAAGGACCCUGAGAUCAUCUCCGGAACCAUGACUGCCGCUCUCACAGUUUACGCCGCUACUUUUAUGCGCUACUCGCUCGCCAUCACGCCCAAGAAUUACCUCCUCUUCGCCUGCCACUUGACCAACUUCGGUGCCCAGACUACCCAGGGAUACCGGUAUCUGUCCUACUGGAACUGGGGCGGCCGCGAAGCCAAGCUCGCCGAGGAAGCCAAGAAGGGCAAGGAAGCUACCGAGGCCGGGGCGUAG
Molecule: messenger RNA, 378 nt
Organism: Penicillium alfredii
Lineage: Eukaryota; Fungi; Ascomycota; Eurotiomycetes; Eurotiales; Aspergillaceae
Product: pyruvate transporter MPC1
Exons: 4
Coding region: 1-378 (125 amino acids)
Biological process (GO): pyruvate import into mitochondria
Cellular component (GO): mitochondrial inner membrane
Source: RefSeq, a predicted model, not a curated record